Perca flavescens (yellow perch) is the source of this 3677-nucleotide messenger RNA. RefSeq names its product MAM domain-containing glycosylphosphatidylinositol anchor protein 2. The transcript has 18 exons. The record is from RefSeq and is a predicted model, not a curated record. Gene Ontology annotation, cellular component: neuronal cell body; plasma membrane; axon. Gene Ontology annotation, biological process: homophilic cell-cell adhesion; synapse organization. Gene Ontology annotation, molecular function: protein binding; axon guidance receptor activity. The coding region runs from base 14 to 2881 and encodes 955 amino acids. Lineage: Eukaryota; Metazoa; Chordata; Actinopteri; Perciformes; Percidae.
UUAACGUGAGAGGAUGGAUCUAAUUAUCUGUGUUUUUGGGUUGCUGGCGCUGGUCGUGGAGGACAUCCAUUGCCAAGGAGUAUACGCACCUCCGACCGUCCGCAUCAUACACUCAGGGCAUGCCUGUAACGUUGAGGAGGAGAGGCACACGGAGAGAGUCUACACCAUCCGAGAGGGAGAGACCCUGGAGCUCACCUGUCUGGUGACGGGGCAUCCUCGACCACAGAUCCGAUGGACCAAGACAGCAGGCAGUGUGUCGGACCGCUUCCAGGACUCCAGUGUGUUCAACGAGACGUUGCACAUUGCAAAGAUCCUGAGGACCCAGGGAGGUCGCUACUACUGCAAGGCUGAAAACGGCCUUGGAUCCCCUGCCAUCAAGUCCAUCAGGGUGGACGUCUACUACCUUGAUGACCCGGUGGUGACGGUGCACCAGAGUAUAGGAGAAGCUAAGGAACAGUUCUACUAUGAGAGGACUGUGUUUCUACGCUGCGUUGCCAAUUCCAACCCGCCUGUCCGCUACAGCUGGCAUCGCGGGAGAGAGGUCCUGACGCAGGGCUCGGACAAGGGAGUGGAGAUCUAUGAGCCCUUUUUCACUCAGGGGGAAACGAAGAUUUUGAAGCUGAAGAACCUGCGUCCUCAGGACUACGCCAACUACAGCUGCAUCGCCUCCGUCAGAAAUGUGUGUGGGAUCCAUGACCGCAGUGUUAUCUUCAGACUCACCAAUAAGACAGCCUCCCCAUCCAUCAAGCUGUUGGUGGAGGAUCCUAUCGUGGUGAAUCCUGGCCAGACAGUCUCCUUGGUGUGCAUCACCACAGGUGGAGAGCCUCCCCCUCUUCUCACCUGGGUCAGCACUAAUGACAGCCUGCCACAAAGGAGCGUGGUGAAAGGGGGCACGCUCACACUGCCAGCCAUCACCUCAGAUGAGGCGGGGGUCUACAGCUGCGUGGCCAGCAACAACGUUGGAAAUCCUGCCAAGAAGUCCACCACCAUCGUGGUGCGAGCUUUGAAAAAGGGGCGAUUCUGGAUCACUCCCGACCCCUACCACAAUGACGACAACAUCCAGAUUGGACGUGAAGUCAAGAUAUCUUGUCAGGUGGAGGCGACUCCACCAGAGGAGCUGACUUUUAGCUGGCUGAAGAAUGGCCGCGCCCUGCGGAGCUCAGAGCGUAUGGUCAUCACCCAGACGGACCCCGACAUCUCCCCCGGGACCACCAACCUGGACAUCAUAGACCUCAAGUUCACCGACUUCGGCACGUACACCUGCGUGGCUGCGCUGAAGGGAGGAGGCAUCCCUGAUAUCAGCAUUGAUGUUAACAUCUCUUCCACUACUGUUCCCCCCAACCUGACAGUCCCUCGGGGCAAGUCCCCCCUGGUGGCCCGCGAGGGUGACACAGUGGAGCUGGAGUGCCUUGUUUCAGGGAAGCCCAAGCCCAUCAUCCUGUGGUCGCGAGCCGAUAAGGAGGCGCCAAUGCCAGACGGCAGCAUGCAGAUGGAGAGCUACGACGGUGUGCUGCGUAUUGUUAAUGUGUCCAGGGAGAUGACGGGCUCGUACCGCUGCCAGACCAGCCAGUAUAAUGGGUUCAACGUGAAGCCCCGGGAGGCCGUGGUGGAGCUGAUCGUACAAUACCCUCCGACGGUGGAGCCGGUUUACAUGGAGAUGCGUCAGGGCCUGGGGAGGCCUGUUGUGAUGUCCUGCAGGGUUCUGCGAGCCCACCCUUCCCGCGUGCUGCGAUUUGAGUGGCUCCUAUCAAACCGGCUGCUCCAUGCUGGAGCCUUUGACGCCCAAAGAGACGAGACAGAGUACACCAUCCGCAGCCUUAAUCGAGACGGCUGGGGGGAGUACACCUGUAAUGUCAUCAAUGAGGCCGGAGCAGGCAAAUGCACCUUCCAGGUUACAGGCAAGGCCUACCCUGUGGAGUUCUACUAUGAUACCUACAGCCCUCUGUGGCAGAACAGGCCCAGAGUAUAUGGCUUCAAGCUCCAGUGGACCCAGAUGAACCCCAACGCCGUGGACCGCAUUGUCGCCUACAGACUAGGCAUCAGACAGGUGGGGCUGGAUCGCUGGUGGGAGCAAGAGAUCCCUGUGGAUGGAGCAAUCAACAAAGGAGAGCUCAUGACACACAACCUGACUGAGCUCAUAAAGCCUGAAUCCUAUGAGGUUCGCCUCACUCCCAUCACACGUUUCGGAGAGGGUGACUCCACCGUCCGGAUUGUCACAUACAGCGCUCCCAUCAACCCUCACCUGAGAGAGUUCCACUGCAGCUUUGAGGAGGAGCCCAUCUGCAUGUUCACCCAGGACAAGAAUGAUGAUUUUGAUUGGACACGACACAGCGCUGCUACCCGCGAUACCAAGUAUACGCCCAACACCGGGCCCAGUGGUGACCGCAGCGGUUCUAAGCAGGGUUUCUACAUGUACAUUGAGACAUCAAGACCACGGAAGGAAGGGGAUCAGGCGCGGCUUGUUAGUCCGUUUUUCAACGUAGCACCUAAAAACCCUUACGGUAUCACCAACCCACCUGCCUACUGCUUCAGCUUCUUCUACCACAUGUAUGGAAAGCACAUAGGAACACUAAACGCCCUCCUAAAACAGAAGGGCCAAACGACCUCCGAAGGUCCUGCGUGGUCGCUAAAUGGUAACCAAGGUGACCGCUGGAAGCAGGCAAAAGUAAGCAUUCAUCCGACAGCAUCCUUCCAGGUGGUACUAGAAGGUAUCCGGGGACCAGGCAUCGAGGGAGACAUCGCCAUUGAUGAUGUCACGCUGGAGGAAGGGGAGUGUCGAGACCCACCGCCCAAUCUCAGCUCUGAGGCUCCGCCCAUAUGCUCCCAUAUAUGGCUGCUAUGCAUCACCUUGGUGAUGACCCUCCUGGAAGGUCAGAGGUGACCCUUCUCUCCGUCAUCUCAGAGGCGAAUAUUCAGACCCACCGUCUGUGAACUAUACCCUCGGCAUCCAAUCACCAAAGAUUCAUGCAUCCUGAAAGCAGCAGGGGUCCUCUGACAGACCACAGAGGGACCGGAAUUAAUGAAAGAGAGAAAAAAUCAUGAUUAAAAAAAAGUUACACAAAAAGUAAUAAAGAAGAUGCGCAAUUUUUUUUAAAGAGACCUCUUUUACAGAAAACGCUCCUCGGUGCAGGACUCUGGACAUCUUUACGAGCACAAAGACAGGCGUGCAAUGAGUAAGCCUGGACUUUGGCGAAAGAGUUCACAAGCGUCGAGGGGAGGACAGUUUGUAAAGCACAAGAACAAUUUUAUGAAGUUAUGAAAAUAUCUUUAGAAGGCGGCGGGAUAUAGACACUGCUGACUUUUUGAAUAGGAAAUAACAAUUUCCUGCUUACAAAUACAUGGAAUCAGACCUUUCUCUGUGUAUCUUUAUCUUCAUUUUUUCGCACCAGAUGCCAAUCACCGACACUUGUUUUUCACUCCAGUCUCACGUCACACCUUGACAUUUCUUUAUCUGCUCGGUGCUGUACUGUAGGAAAACAAGGACUCUGGCAACAUUAGUUCUGUCUGCGUACUCCCCUGUAGCUGCCUAUGUAUCUCUUAACACUGUGCUCACGAGGCCAAGUGGCCAACCGACGGUAUGGUGGCAGAACAUUGAAUGCAGAAGAAUCAGCGGAGGUGUAGACAGCUGGACUGGAGGUUCGGGGAGAGAAGUCGAAGCUCAGGAGCUGGAAUGAGAG